UACGCAGUACUUCAACUCCCACAAUUCCUCGCGUGCUUCUGUGCGUGCUUGUCAAGGGUUAUGGGGUCUUCUUGAAGCGUAGAUAAAUCGCAACUCUCUCUUUAACAACUAAAUAAGAUGGCAGCUGACUCCACAGAUAAAAAGGAUGCCGAAUCCUCAACAAGUAAAGACAGAGAAAGGAGACGUUCACGAGAACGGGACCGCAAACCAUCACCUUUGCGCAAACGCCAUCGGUCCCGUGAACGAAAUCGCUCCAAAUCUCCAGAUAGAGACCGCCGCAUGAAAGACAAGGACAGAGACAAGGAUCGUGAUAGAGACAAAGACAGAGACAAAGACAGAGACAGGGGCCGCAAGGACAGAGACAGCCACCGCCGUGAUAAAGAUCGCAGUAAGAGAAGCCCCUCACCAAAGUCUAAGGAUGGCAAGAUGAAGAGAGAGAAGGAUAUAAAACUAGAGGAAGAAGAAGAUGAAAAAAAGAAAAAGGUCCAACCAUUGUCUUUGGAGGAGCUUCUGGCCAAGAAAAAGGCAGAGGAGGAAGCAGAAGCAAAACCCAAGUUCUUGUCAAGAGCAGAGCGGGAAGCUGAGGCCCUGAAGCGCAGAGAGCAGCAGGUAGAGGAGAAGAAGAAAGUAAUAGAUGACGAGAGAAAGAAAAGAAGGGCGUUCCAGGACAUGGGGAGAAAAAUGAUGGAGGACCCCCAAGAAAGGGAGAGACGAGAGAGAAGGGAGAGGAUGGAGCGAGAGAACAACGGGAAUGAAGAUGACGAUGAACGACAGAAGCUCAGAACGGAGAAAGAUAAAAGUAAAGAACUCCACGCCAUUAAGGAGCGGUAUCUAGGUGGUGUUAAAAAACGGCGGCGAACUCGUCACCUCAACGACAGGAAGUUUGUUUUUGAGUGGGACGCUUCAGAGGACACUUCGGUUGACUACAACCCCAUUUACAAGGAGAAACAUUCGGUGCAGCUGUAUGGGCGGGGCUUCAUAGCUGGCAUCGACUUGAAGCAACAAAAAAGAGAGCAGUCACGUUUCUAUGGCGAUCUGAUGGAGAAAAGACGCACGCUGGAAGAGAAAGAGCAGGAAGAGGUAAGAUUAAAGAAGAUGCGUAAGAAGGAAGCCAAGCAGCGCUGGGACGACAGACAUUGGUCUCAGAAGAAACUGGAUGAGAUGACGGACAGAGACUGGCGAAUCUUCAGGGAGGAUUACAGCAUCACCACCAAGGGAGGAAAGAUCCCCAAUCCCAUCAGGAACUGGAAGGAGUACCAGCUGCCCGCGCACAUCCUGGAGGUCAUCGACAAAUGCGGCUACAAGGAUCCAACCCCGAUUCAGAGGCAGGCCAUUCCUAUUGGCUUACAGAACCGUGACAUCAUCGGUGUGGCCGAGACGGGUAGCGGUAAAACAGCAGCCUUCCUCAUUCCACUGCUGGUCUGGAUCACAACUCUGCCCAAGAUUGACAGGAUUGAAGACUCGGACCAGGGUCCGUACGCUGUUAUCUUGGCUCCAACUCGUGAGUUGGCUCAGCAGAUUGAAGAAGAAACCAUCAAAUUCGGAAAACCUCUGGGCAUUCGAACUGUGGCUGUGAUUGGAGGAAUCUCCAGAGAGGACCAAGGGUUCAGGCUCAGGAUGGGCUGUGAGAUCGUCAUUGCCACCCCUGGUCGUCUGAUCGACGUGCUGGAGAACCGUUACCUGGUCCUGGGCCGCUGCACCUACGUGGUGCUGGAUGAGGCCGAUCGUAUGAUUGACAUGGGCUUCGAGCCUGACGUCCAAAAGAUUCUGGAGUACAUCCCGGUGACCAAUCAGAAACCAGACACCGAUGAAGCAGAGGACCCCGAGAAAAUGACAAUGAACUUUGAAUCUGGGAAACACAAAUACAGACAAACGGUUAUGUUUACGGCUACGAUGCCUCCAGCUGUGGAGAGGCUGGCCAGGAGCUACCUGAGACGUCCUGCUGUGGUUUACAUCGGCUCUGCUGGUAAACCUCACGAGAGAGUGGAACAGAAGGUCCUGCUCAUGGGGGAGGGAGAGAAGAGGAAAAAGAUGCUGGAGGUUUUGGCGCAUGGCUUCGAGCCGCCCAUCAUCAUCUUCGUCAACCAGAAGAAGGGUUGCGACGUUCUGGCCAAGUCUCUGGAGAAGAUGGGAUACAACGCCUGCACGCUCCACGGUGGCAAAGGCCAGGAGCAGAGAGAGUUUGCUCUCUCCAACCUUAAGGCAGGAGCCAAAGAUAUCCUGGUGGCCACAGAUGUUGCUGGUCGAGGUAUCGAUAUCCAGGACGUCUCCAUGGUCAUCAACUACGACAUGGCCAAGAACAUUGAAGAUUACAUUCAUCGUAUCGGUCGUACGGGUCGUGCCGGUAAGAGUGGUGUGGCCAUGACUUUCCUCACUAAGGAGGACUCUGCCGUGUUUUAUGACUUGAAGCAGGCCAUCCUGGAGAGCCCGGUCUCCACCUGCCCGCCGGAGCUGACCAACCACCCAGACGCCCAGCACAAACCUGGAACCAUCCUGACCAAGAAGAGGCGCGAGGAGACCAUCUUUGCUUGAUUUUCUUUUUUAUUUCCAAUGAACAGACUGCACUGCAGGUUCCAACGUAUUGCAUUGUAUUAUGUAAUGUCCUUUUUGGGGGGAAAAGACUGGUGAGAGAGGAAUGGACCGCUGCGCUUGUUAUCCGCCUGUAAACAGGAGUCUGGUUACCUGCAUUGUUUAAAUGCCACACGUGAUAAACGGCAGCCAGAUAUGACCGGGUCUUUUUCUUCUUUGUUUCCCUAAAGUAAACUUCUCACCAUAAUUUUAGUCCUCUAAAUGUGUAAGAGCCCCAUCCUAGAUGUGAUGUGGGUUUCUUUUGCUUUGGAUGUAUCUGUAGACUAAAUUGCAAUCAGCUGUUUUAAAUAUAAACAUUUUUAUGAUGUGACUACAACAAAUAUGUGUGUUUGUCCCUUCAAAAGUGUAAAUAUUUUCAAGUAAUAGAUUACCAAAGAGGGAACUUCUCCCCUUGUUUACAUGCCAGUUUGCUCAUAAAUGUUACUAGUUUUAUUCUUAGAUUAAAACUGGAUUUAUUAGUAGGAUAUGCUUGUUUGAAAAGUC
Molecule: messenger RNA, 3072 nt
Organism: Cololabis saira (Pacific saury)
Lineage: Eukaryota; Metazoa; Chordata; Actinopteri; Beloniformes; Belonidae
Gene: ddx23
Product: DEAD (Asp-Glu-Ala-Asp) box polypeptide 23
Exons: 17
Coding region: 118-2532 (804 amino acids)
Biological process (GO): mRNA splicing, via spliceosome
Cellular component (GO): catalytic step 2 spliceosome
Molecular function (GO): RNA helicase activity; ATP binding; RNA binding
Source: RefSeq, a predicted model, not a curated record